This is a messenger RNA of Radiomyces spectabilis, 559 nucleotides long. RefSeq lists its product as uncharacterized. The record is from RefSeq and is a predicted model, not a curated record. Lineage: Eukaryota; Fungi; Mucoromycota; Mucoromycetes; Mucorales; Radiomycetaceae. Bases 105 to 332 code for a protein of 75 amino acids. The transcript has 2 exons.
GUUUCCAGCAGACGCAAUGUGGGUUUAAUUUGGUAUUGCUUUGGUGCUUUUUUUUUUUUCGUCCUUUUAGUGGUGAAACAGACCGUUUUGUGUAGCCAUCGGAUAUGGCUUCUGGAUCAUCGCUUAGUUGGAUAUUUUUUUCCCUUUUUACUAUCGUCCAGAGCAUCCAUAUCUCUCACUGCAAAACUUUCUGUCCCAUUAUCAUCGUCUCCGUUUUCAUUCUUGGUGCCCUUUUUUUAUUUUUUGUUCCAACCCUGUAUGUUAGAGAAGUUCCAAAGAUGAUCGUUUUGUGUAUUUUUUUGGAGCGGAAUCUCCACUUUAUGGUAUCGUGAUAAAUUUUAUUUUAUUUUAGGUUGAGUUCAAAUUGGCUGUGCCUGGAUUUCACCAUGGUGUCUGUCCUGACAUGUUCAAAUCGAUGGGAAUAGAGCACAACACACAGUACCCAGGCCAAAUAUGCGGAGUUGUCAUCCCAACCUUGAAAAUCCGUAGGCGGGCUUUACGGGUUUUUUCCCUAAUUUUGCGUAAUGUUCACCAAUUUGACAGACAGAACAGAGUUAUU